Molecule: messenger RNA, 981 nt
Organism: Choloepus didactylus (southern two-toed sloth)
Lineage: Eukaryota; Metazoa; Chordata; Mammalia; Pilosa; Megalonychidae
Product: olfactory receptor 143-like
Exons: 1
Coding region: 25-981 (318 amino acids)
Biological process (GO): sensory perception of smell; G protein-coupled receptor signaling pathway
Cellular component (GO): membrane
Molecular function (GO): olfactory receptor activity; G protein-coupled receptor activity; odorant binding
Source: RefSeq, a predicted model, not a curated record
CUACAGCUCCUGCCCAGAAAGUGAAUGGCUGUGGAAAAUAACUCUUUUGUGACUGAAUUUAUCCUUAUGGGAUUAACAGACCGACCAGACCUUCAGUUGCCCCUAUUUUUUCUGUUCUUGGUGAAUUACCUAGUCAUUGUGGUGGGAAAUUUGAGCUUAAUUAACCUCAUUUGCCUCAAUUCCCACCUUCACACUCCCAUGUACUUUUUCCUCUUCAAUCUAUCCUCCAUUGAUCUCUGCUAUUCAUUUGUCUUUAUCCCCAAAAUGCUCAUUAGCUUUAAUUCAGAGAGGAACAUGAUCUCCUUUGCAGGAUGCAUGACUCAGCUAUUUUUCUUCUGCUUCUUUGGCAAUUCUGAGUGCUAUGUGCUGACUGCCAUGGCCUAUGAUCGUUACGUGGCCAUCUGUAAGCCCCUGCUGUAUACUGUCACCAUGACCCGUCAGGUGUGUUCUCUGCUGAUGUCUGCUUCAUAUGUGAUGGGAUUUUCUGGUGCAGUGGCUCACACAGGGUGCAUGACCAAGCUGAUAUUUUGUGAUUACAACACUAUUGACCACUACAUGUGUGACAUCUUCCCCCUACUCCAGCUCUCCUGCAGCAACACCUAUGCCAAUGAGCUCCUGGUUUCCAUUAUUGUGGGCACAGUUGUCAUAGUGUCUAGUCUUAUUAUCUGUGUGUCUUAUGCUCUGAUUCUUUUCAGUAUCCUUCACAUGCCAUCUGCUAAGGGCUGGUCCAAAGCCUUCAGCACCUGUGGCUCCCACUUAAUAACUGUUGGUCUCUUCUAUGGAUCUGGGCUGCUCACUUAUGUCAAGCCAUCAUCUGCUGGGUCUUUGGGUCAGGAGAAGUUUUUCUCAGUGCUUUAUACCAAUGUGGUGCCCAUGCUGAACCCCCUCAUCUACAGCCUGAGGAACAAGGAUGUCAAACUUGCUCUGAAGAAAACCCUGCAGAGAAUAACAAACAGAGCACAUCCAGUGGUGCUGCCUUAG